Molecule: messenger RNA, 5387 nt
Organism: Rhineura floridana
Lineage: Eukaryota; Metazoa; Chordata; Lepidosauria; Squamata; Rhineuridae
Gene: ARMH4
Product: armadillo like helical domain containing 4
Exons: 8
Coding region: 196-2505 (769 amino acids)
Source: RefSeq, a predicted model, not a curated record
GCAGGGCCUGGCGGGGAGGGCGCCUUGCUGCCGCCUCGGCCCAAUCCGUGAGCCGGGGGAAGGAGGGGCUCCUGAACAUGAAAAGCAGCCUCCCUGCCACGCCCCCCCCCGUUAGAAGGCUACUGCGGAGCCGUCGAGAGGGAAGAUGCUAACGCGCUCCUCCUCGGUGCCGUAAGAUGCCGUCCAGCUGAAGGGAUGGCGGGCACUCAGGGUGUGUUCACGGGUACCAUUUGCUCUGCUUGUUCCCAUGCACUCCGUCCCUCCAGUGUGAGUCGCCAUCUGAUGGGUUUCCCCUCUUACGUUGCCAUCUGCCUCAUUCUUCUCAGCUCCUGCAGCUCGCCAUGCCUCGCUUUUUGGAACACGGAGGGAAGGCACGUAAGACAACUGCAGCAGACCUCGCUGGCAGGGAGCACUGUAGAAGACCUAGCAAAUGUGAGUGUGUCGAGUGCGGAAAGUAAUCUGAGCUCACCUGUGCAAAGAGCCAGCACGUCAGCCUCUGAAAGCCUGUAUGAAGGAGCCUCCGGGAGGUCAUUAAACACAGCCGCCACUAUUAAAGCAACGCUGCAAACCAUUCUGGGUGUUCGCGCCCUCUUGGGGCACCAGAGUUUGGAUGUUUACACCGCUGCUGCAGCCCCAGGGGUUGGUGAAAGUGGGCCCAAUAACGAGCUGGGUGUAAAUGGGCCACACAAGGCCCUGCUUGCCCCGUUCGUGACAGCUCCAGACCCGAACGUGAAGGGUGAUGUUGCUAGUACCACCACGGGUGAGAUGCUAGAGGAGGUUGGUGGUGGGGCCGGGCCUGGUGCUAUGGGGAGUCUGGAGGGGGAUAUUUUUACACCAGGCAUCCUGGAAGGAGGAAAAAGUGUAGGUCCUUCAGGCUCAUCAUCUCUGACCACGGAUGAAGGAAGAGCAAGUCUUCCUGUCCUGAUCAAUCACCCCACAAGUUCUUUCUCUUCAGCAGUUCGAUUUGUCAGUUCUGAGCAAGGGCCAAUAGGAGGUGGCCGCUCAGUGUUGACAGGCACUGACGCUACCGCCAAACCCACCUUAGCUCCUACUCACGCUGCCUCAAAUUUGGAAGCGGAAAUCUCUGCUAAUUGGGAGCCUUUGGAAGGCGCUCUGAGAAGCACCACGGCUGCAGCCGCUGUGCCGCAAAGUGAUGAGUGGGAUGAUACAAAAUUUGGUCCCGCCAGCCGUGGAAGUGCCAUGCGACCCAUGAUAGAGGGCCUGCUCCCUACGGUAACGGAGCUUUAUCUGGCUGUGGGAGGAGAGGAGGAUGAGGAAGAUGAUGUGAAAAAGGUCCUGUCGCCGAGAUUAACUGCAGGAAAAGGAAGGGAAAAUAUUCAGACUGGGUCAGGCCAGCUACCCGUUCCAGGGGAAGAGGCAACUCCGUCUUCUGACAGCCUGGAUUCUGUCCAUGCCACUGGUGAAGCCCCCACUGGGAGCACAGUGGAAAAUGCAGACCCAGCUGGGACAUACCAUUCAAGAUUAUUUCCAGAGACCGCAACUACAACAGACGUGACCAAGUCUGACAUCUUCCAGACCCUGAGAAGUCCAUUAAGAGCAACAGCAUUCCAUGGCAUCGGUGCUGUACUUCCAGCUAUGACACCAGGAGGCUUUGGUAGCCAGGAAACCGCAGGGCGAGAGCGGGCGAUGGAGGCGGAAAUAGCGCUGGCAACCCACAUGCCAACGGCUCCCAGCAAAUACCAGCUGCUGAAGAAAUCAGAAAACUCUGCGGCUCCUGUGUCUCCUUUUCUCUCCUCUUUGUCUGUUGUUAACACGAUGGAUACAGAAGAGUCCAUGAUUGCCCCUGGGGAGGAAGGAGAAGCGGCGUCCAUAGCCAGCACUCCUGCAAUUCUGGCUGAGCAGAGAGCGCAGACCAAAGAGAUUCUUGGCACAAUGGAAGCCAUGGCAGGUCCCCCUACCUUGGCAUCCCUGACAAGGAGAACCACAGUUCCAGACACCCGCCAGAUUACCACGGCUGCAGCCUAUGAGCUGGAAAGGCUGGAAUCAGAAGAGGAAGAGGAGGAGGAGGAGGAGGAACCCGAGGAGGAGGAGGAAGAGGAGGAGGAGGAAGACGAUGACUUUGAAGAUGACAGGGACCCAACCUCCAUGGACGAAAGCUUGGAUGAAGACGCCAACCUGUCCAGCUUCACUCUUCCUGGGGAGACCUCUCAGGAGCCCUUGGAGGGGCUCGAGAACCCGGCAGGAGAACUCUUGGGCAUUUCCUACCAGGUGCCAAACACCAUUGAAUGGGAGCAGCAGAACCAAGGCCUGGUGAGAAGCUGGAUGGAAAAGCUAAAGGAUAAGGCAGGCUACAUGUCUGGGAUGCUGGUGCCAGUGGGGGUUGGCAUCGCCGGGGCCCUUUUCAUCUUGGGCGCUCUCUACAGCAUAAAGAUUAUGAACCGCCGGCGCAGAAACGGCUUCAAGAGGCACAAGCGAAAGAGGGAAUUCAACAGCAUGCAAGACCGAGUGAUGCUUUUAGCGGAUAGCUCCGAAGAUGAAUUUUGAAUCAGACUGCAGUGCCACAUCCUGCUCUCCAGGGACUUAAUUUUUUUUCUUUUUUGGCAAAGGGUGGUGUGCAAGUAUGAAGUGUUUCUGCUGUGGCACCACGGCUGCCAGUCCACAGGGCAGUGGUGAUUUUACACAACCUGGCCCUGAAAGAAAACACCCAGCUAACAGCAUGCUGCAGUCUAAGUGUAAUGCACUUUUAAAAAAUAUAUAUAUAUGGUAGCGCACCUUCAUUUCCAUGCACUGCACAUCAUCUGAAUGCAAAAUAGGCAAUGAUGGCAGGCCGAGAUAGGCUGGAUGACAAUAAUAGUCCUUAGGUUUUUAAUUUUUAUUUCAGCAGAUAGCAAUCAAGCUGUCAUCUUUCUGGUUAAAGUCUCUUGAGAGGAUACUCUUCGACCCAGAUAACUGCUACCUAACUCUCACUGGGGAUUGACUUCCAAAAGUGUUGCUUUACCUGAGCUGGAGUUCACAGUUUCACAAAUUGCCUGCUCUGUUUAAUUGAUGAAGUGCCAACCUCAAGCAGGCCACCUCAUCAGCCGGGUAGUAAUAUGUAAAGUACCACACUAUAAUAUGUAGAGUAUGUUACACUUAGGGCCCAAACUAGACAUUUAUGUGGGUGACAGUCGACUUUUUUCUUUCUUAAGCUGCAAAGCAGCUUCAGAGGUUGCAGUUAGGAGAUAGGAAGAUAGAAAACUGCCUCGUACUGAGUCAGAUCAUUGGUGCAUCUAGCUGAGUAUUGUCAACACUGACUGGCAGUGGCUCUCCAGGGUUUCACAUGGGCGUCUUCUCCCAACCCUACCUGGAGAUGCCAAGGAUUUAACGUGGGACCUUCUGCAUGUAAAGCAGAUGUUCUGCCAGUGAGCUACAGCCCUUCCCCAAUUCCUCCCAAUUGGGAGCAGAAGAGUGUGGGAGGAAGCUGGGCUACUUAACCCCUUUCCUUCCUGCAAAGCUUUCUGCUUUUCUCCCUCCCUUCUGCUGCUUUUUCACCUGUGGAUGAAAAGAUGCAGGCCCUCUGCAUCUUUUUCCUUGCCAAGAGAAAAGCAGCUGGGGGGUGCUUUAUGAUUUUGAGUGGACAAAUGGCAGGAAGGGUCAGGGUCAAGCAUCCCCUCCUCCUGGCACUGUUCCUCUGCUUAAGCUGGCAGCCUCCUACAGCCCAUUGGGAGAUUUCUCUUGCAUUUCCAAUGUAACAUUUGGUCGGCCUUCUAAGCAUUCUGACUUACAUUUGGAGAGCUUCUGAUCCUAAGGAACAACUGACCAAUUGUUAUAUGGGAGUUUUCUCCAUUUUGCAUAUCAAGUACGUGGGGAUCCGAUUCUGACAGGGAGCAUGGUAGGGUCAAAGGGGUUCCCUACGUGAUGGUUCUCAUCUGUUGCAGCUAUUCAGUUUCUUUUUUAAAAAAAGAACAAGAAUAUGGUGUCAAACUGCAUGACAAAUACCACAUCGCGUUUGGCCUUGAGGCUUCAGUCCCAUGCAAUCUGAUUAACCUUGUUCAGCUUGAAGAGACAUACAUGGGAUUGGGUCGCUGCAAGGGCCUCACGUGCAUGGAUGUCCAUCAUUUGAUCAUUAUUCAGCCCUCACCACCAGGAAAUGUCUGAAUUGUCUACACUGUUGUGUUUUUUUUGAAGUGCAAUGGAAGUUGUUGGCAGUCCUUGAUCGCAGAGGGUUCACACCUUCAAGUCAUCCCUUAGUGCUGUGGUCAUCAAGUGAUGAAAAUGUCUGCAUGAAUUAGCUCUAAAUCAGGGGUGGGGAACUCCCUUGGCCUGGUGGGCGACAUCUUUAUUUCAGCUUUGACAGGUGGGCAGGGCCAUCCACCUGUCAGUCAUCUGCUGUCAUGUGACUGAUAGGUGGGUGUGCUCUUGGAAGGAAGAGGCUGUGGGUGCCAGUCACAAAAUGGCUGCCCAUGGGGGGAGCGUGGCAUAACACAAAAUGGCUGCCACAUCUCAAAGAGCAGAGAAAGAGCCAGGAUCACAAAAGCAUGUGGGCAGGCCCUCCCCACAUCAGCCACCUCUGUCAAGGAAAAAAAAAGUCACCUCACAGGGAAAACCUCUUUGUCCCUCUCCUCUGUUCAGAAUGGAAAGGUGGAUGGGCAUCCAGUCCUGGUAUCCAAUGAAAUGUGGGCAUGUUUAAGGGGGUGCGUUCUGUGUAAGAGAGGGUGAGCCAGUGCGAGCAGGAACCGAGCGGGAAGAGCAGACAGCCUCUCAUGCGUUGUGGGUUUUUGAGGGGAUGUUGGCUGAGACCUCUUGCAGGCGUUCCAGCGGAUCCUGGUAAGUGCCCGUGGAUGCCACAUUGGCAAAUCCUGGAUUGCACGGACUGGCAUUGGUUCUCUAGGGUUCAGAGAGCUUAUCCCUACCUUACCUGGAGAUGCCAAGGAUUGAACCUGGGGCCUUCUGCGUGCCAGCAGAUGCUCUGGCCUAUCCUUCCUGCUGGGUUGAGAAUGAGAUCCUUGUUCAUACCUUCUGCCACAACAACAGACGUCUGUAGGAGCCAAUCAGCAUGAAAGGGGAGAGUGUUAGCUACCGAGAAAAGUCUUCUCAGCUGACUCACCUUUCCCUCUGAUUGGCUCCAAUCAGCAGGAAAGGACAAGGAAGCAGGGUAGAAGACUCUUCUCAAUAGCUAACACACUCCCCUUCCAUGCUAAUUAGCUCAUAGGAUGCUGGAGACAGAGGGAUUCUCCAUAGGGCCUUGGACUCGCCACUUUUGUCAGCCACUGUUUCCUCACCUCUGUGACAGGAAUUGUAGCAACCUACCUCACAGGGUUGUUGUGAGGGCAAAUAAUAAAGCUUGUACAGCACUUGGCAAAUGGAAAGUGCUCGAUAAGAAAUGCAAAACAUAAUAAAUGGAUUUAAGUGUCACUUGUGGACGAGGACAAAGAAAGGGAUGUGAG